AUGGCUAAUAGCAUAAAUAAACUGGAGCAAGGCAAUGCGGCUUACACCAAAAUCAAGCUGUACGAAUGGACGCGCCAUGAAAUACUCAUGGCAACAACUGAGGCAGUCUUUGGGCCAAAAAACCCUUACCGAGAUCCUGUUGUUGAAUCUGCCUGGAGAAUUUUCGAACCAUCUUACCUCUCCAUCGCCCUCUCCCCCCUCAAGCCCCUCACUUCUCCCAAGGCAUUUCAAGCUCGUGAAGUUCUCGCCAUGUCUUUCGUGUCUUACCUUAAGAACAACGGGCCCGAAACUGCGUCAGAUUUCAUCCGCGCUGCACACACCCACCACGUCUCUUAUGGCUUCACUACCGAAGACCUAGCACGUUUUGAGAUCGGGCAUACGCACGCUAUCAACGGGUCUACGGCUCCGACCACGUGGUGGCUUCUUUGGCAUCUCUAUUCAGAUCCGGCUGUGUUGAGUGAAGUGAGGGAGGAAUUGGAGAGAUUGGUCGUUGAUACCUCUGAUCCCUAUGUCGAAAAGACGAGAACUUUGGAUCUAUCACUCCUCCCCACGCACGCUCCUGUACUCCACAGCACCCUCAAGGAGACUCUCCGCUUCCGAACCAUGGCUGCGGCCGUCCGCCUUUGUCUUGAGGACCAUCUACUUGACGGAAAGUAUCUUCUGAAAAAGGGGGGACUGGUCAUCGUACCGCAGCCGUUACACCAUUCGUCCACUUCAGCUUGGGGAGAGGACGUUGAACGUUUUAAUCACCGUAGGUUUAUACUGGGAAGUGUAGAAGCAGGAAGGGAAAAUGGGUCGAAUAAAAGAAAGGCGUAUGACAGAGCAGCAUUCCUUGCAUUCGGCGGGGGCCAUACAUUAUGUCCAGGUCGACACUUCUCGACGAUUGAGAUCUUAGCUUUUGUGGCGAUGAUGGUGUUGAAAUUUGAUGUUGAGCCAGCGAUAGGGGACAGAUGGGUAGAACCGAAAUGGGAGAGGACACCCAUGAUGGCAUCCUUACAGAUCCCAGACGAAGAUAUAGAGGUUAAGGUCAGAGCGCGGGAUAAUGAUGGAAGGCGGUGGCGUUUUAUUGGUCGAGGAGACUGA
Daldinia childiae is the source of this 1083-nucleotide messenger RNA. RefSeq names its product 25-hydroxycholesterol 7-alpha-hydroxylase. The transcript has 2 exons. Lineage: Eukaryota; Fungi; Ascomycota; Sordariomycetes; Xylariales; Hypoxylaceae. The record is from RefSeq and is a predicted model, not a curated record. Bases 1 to 1083 code for a protein of 360 amino acids. Gene Ontology annotation, molecular function: oxidoreductase activity, acting on paired donors, with incorporation or reduction of molecular oxygen; monooxygenase activity; iron ion binding.